GGAGCCGCGGAGCCGACGUACGGGGGGGGAGAGACGGGCGGGCGGGAAGGCGAGCGGCGUCAGCGGAGGCGCUGGGAGCGGCCCGGGCUUUUGACGGCGGCGGAGGCGGCUGGGAGAGGAGAGCCCGAGAGCGCGGACCCAUGGCGCAGAGGUACGAUGAGCUGGGCCAUUACGGCGGCAUGGACGGGGUCGGGGUGCCGGCCUCCAUGUACGGGGACCCGCACGCGCCGAGGCCCAUGCAGCCCGUGCAUCACCUGAACCACGGGCCGCCUCUGCACGGCCACCAGUACCCGCACCCCGCGCACGCGGGCGUCAUGUCAGCCGGGAUGGGCUCCCCCGUCAACGAUGCGCUCAAGAGGGACAAGGACUCCAUUUACGGACAUCCGCUGUUCCCGCUGCUGGCCCUCGUGUUUGAGAAGUGUGAGUUGGCCACCUGCACCCCGAGGGAGCCGGGAGUCGCGGGGGGAGACGUUUGCUCUUCCGACUCCUUCAACGAAGACAUCGCUGUGUUCGCCAAGCAGGUGAGAGCAGAGAAGCCAUUGUUUUCAUCCAACCCGGAGCUGGAUAAUUUGAUGAUCCAGGCGAUACAAGUAUUACGGUUUCAUCUCUUAGAAUUGGAGAAGGUUCACGAACUCUGCGACAACUUCUGCCACCGGUACAUCAGCUGCCUCAAGGGCAAGAUGCCCAUAGACCUGGUCAUCGACGACCGGGACGGAAGCACCAAGGGCGACGACGACAUCUCGCGGCCCUCCUCCAGCAGUCUCGCCGAACAGAUGCAAUCGUGGAACCGGGACCACGAUGACGUCCUCUCCACGCACUCCGGCGGAACUCCGGGGCCCUCGAGCGGCGGCCUCGCCUCGCAGAGCGGCGACAACAGCAGCGAGCAAGGCGACGGCAUGGACAACAGCGUGGCGUCGGAAGGGACGGGCGACGACGACGACCUGGACAAGGACAAAAAGAGGCAGAAGAAGCGGGGGAUCUUCCCCAAGGUGGCCACCAACAUCAUGCGGGCCUGGCUCUUCCAGCACCUGACGCACCCGUACCCUUCGGAGGAGCAGAAGAAGCAACUGGCGCAGGACACGGGGCUCACCAUCCUGCAAGUCAACAACUGGUUUAUUAACGCAAGACGCCGAAUAGUGCAGCCCAUGAUUGAUCAGUCCAACCGAGCAGUGAGCCAGGGAGCCGGGUACAGCCCUGACGGGCAGCACCUGGGAGGCUUCGUGAUGGACGGCCAGCAGCACAUGGGCCUGCGUCCUCCCGGGCCGAUGGGUGGCAUGGGCAUGAACAUGGGCAUGGAGGGCCAGUGGCACUACAUGUAGAGUGCCCCCUUCGCGGAGACAAGGAGCACAACCAGAUCCUUCAAGGUUUUCUCAAGGACCGGGCGUGGAGAAUUCGCAGGCGCCCGGCUUCUUCCCAACCCCAUCCAACCACGGCUCGCGGAUCGAGGAGAAGGGGGGGGGGGGUGGGUGGUGGUGGCACCUCCGCGAUGCGGGACCUGUCGUCGACGGGACGCGGUGUACCACCGCCGUCUCGUUUCGUUUCUGCUUCUCGCUGCAGCCCACGUUGGUGGUGGUGGGGGAUGGGCGGUGUGUGUCUCAUCAUCCUCCACCUUCCUCGUUCUCCCAGCCAACCUCAAACCAACAACGACCACGGGGGGAACCUUGGCCAUAGUCUUCGCGCUCGGAGCCUCGGCGUGUCUGGAUGGAUUUGUUGCAGUGGCGCCACGCUGUCGCGCCGGCGUGGAGUCUUUCUAAGCGGUAACGGUGAACUCGGAGGGGCGUGGACUUCUUCGAUGUGAUUCGCCGACGAGGCGACCAGAGGAACUGGAACUUUGGGCACCGUCCAAGGACCAACUCAGUCCUCCUUACUUGCACGUCGGAAUAAUAACAACACAAAAAACCGCCGCAACUUUUCUUUUUUUUAAACGUGUAUCUACAGAAAUGACUUUUAAGGGGUUUUUUGGGGGGAAAAGGACAUUGUUUUACUACUGUAUAAUGUCAUAAAGAGAUGUUGUAUAGCCUACUGAUCGGUAGUCCAUAUUAUCUUCUCGUCAGAUUUUUUAAAAGGAAAACAAAGAUAUUUGUUUCCACACUAUGUGUGUUGCUGUGACAUUGCCCCGUACCCCCCUCCAUAACAACCGAGAGAGAGAGAAAUUGUUGUAAUAUACAAGUUAAUGUCACUUUAGUAAUGAAGAGAGAGAGAGAUGGAAGAGUGUUUUUUUUUGUUUUGUUAAUAGCAUGCUUCUUAAACAGUUACGUAGGGAUGUGUUGUCUAGUUAAAUUAUUUCUUAGUUAAAGAAACAAAAAAAGACGUGUACAAAAUGUAAAACUGCAUUGGAGUGAGUCUGCUGUCGCCGGUGAAAGAUUUUUUUUUUUACCGCUCAGACCUCCCACUUAGCCUUGCUACCUAUCUGAUCCUUUUGCACACUACCAACGUAUCCGAGGGAUGGUGUUGUUCUACUUGUUGACACUUCCAACCGAAUUCCCAGCCUGCUGUGAAUUGCGUUUGUGUGUGUGGUGGGUUUUCCUUUUUGUGUUUUUAAAUUUACAACGCGUUUUCGGAGAAAGACGACACCGGGGGCUGUGGCGUUGCGCGGCGGUGGCGAUUUGGCGUCGGGGCACCUGGUGCAAGAAAUGCAAAUUGGGGGCCUCAAGUUCCUGAGUUUUGCCCACCCCCCCCCCACACUCCGAUCCCUGUGGCCACCCAGGGUCCCCUGGCGCGUCGCACCUGCAGGUUCCUUGAAAAGUCAUCGGUCGCCAAAAAGCUCCUGCAAACAUCACGACCUCACAGAUUUGCAAUACGUCGAUAUUUUUUAGAACGAGAACUUUGGCAAAAAUUAAACCGUGCAAUUAUUUUUGCAAACAUUUCUACGAUGAGUGAUGGCAAGGUACAAAAACAAGGGUCGUAGGAAGAGGAGAGGGCCUCGUUGAAAAGGUGUACCCUAAGAGACUGGAAGUGACUUCUUGCCAUGAAGUUCACCCUUCAUCGCAAGAAGGCAUUUUCCUGUGGCUCCGUGUUGGUCCACGGACCAGGGAAGACAUUGGUUCCAGCUAAGAUGGCACAACUUUCAUUGUAUGUAUGUGUGUUGAACUUGUUUGCGCCAUACGUAGCCAACCUGUGCUAAUUGGAGGUGCGGGGGAAGAACGACAAACUAAACACAAAAAGCAGUUCUAAAGAAAUGAGUUUUCAAUCCGGUUUAAAAGUGCAUAAAAUUAUUAUCAUCAUCAUAAGCGUCAUCCAUCAACAAUGUAAGCCAUUGUCCAUCAACUCCUGGAUGAAAGCCCCUGCCCAAGCUCUCCUCUCUGGCUCGGGCACGCUCGUCGACUUCAUUGCUGCGGACGUCGUAUAACAUUUCUCGAAUUGGCCGAUAAAAGUUAAUUAAUGUGUGACGCCCAUUCCAAAUGCUUGUGCGUCCAAAUGUAAAUCCGUCACCGUGUCGACCUUUUCAACCACGCAACUAGCUUUUUGCAGUGUCGGAUGGUACCAAUGGGUGAAAUUAAUAUCUCGUCCGGCCUCACGCGUUCUCCAAACUGCCUGCCAAACUUAUCUGCGUGCGUCGCCGCGUGCUCCCAACGAGCGCCCGGUGUUAGUCCGUCCACCAAGUGUGUCGCGCACACACACACCUUGAGUUCACGCCACCGUAUUGACAGGUGCAUCCGAAAUGCUGCAUACGCACUCCCGCCACUUGUGCGGCGGUGUAAGCAGAGCCGAGAGGUCGACUGCGUUACUGGAUGUGGUGUGCCGGGCGUGUGAAAUAUGCCGCAGGCCUGCGGACCCAGACAUACAGCUGGCUGAAAUUGGGCCAUGGGUCUAAAGCUACGGGGUGUACUCGCCUCCCAUGCGUGCGCUGUAGGGUGGUGGUGGAGUGCGGUGGACAUGGGUCCCUGCUGCAAGGAAUGAAAUUCGAUCCUCUCGUCCCCACCCUGUUAAAAAUGUCCGCCACGCCUCUCCGUAGCCCCAGGGCACCUGGCGGGCCCUGGUGGCAGUUACACCGCCUGCACACUCGGCGGGCAACCGCCACCGGUGUUGAUGUUCUGACAACGUCGUCUUGUUGCGCUACCACAGGUAUCGCCACGUGUACCCCUCCCCCUCUAUCAUGUGCGAUGUGUUUGCCGCAUCAUAGGCUUGGCUGGCGAUGAUUAUUAUAUAUUUUGUUGGUGUCUGUGUAACACAGUGCGCGUGCCUCCCUCCCUCCCUCCCGUGGGUCUCUGCAGAGACAAAGAAACGUGGCCAAUGUGGAAUUCAAGAUCUCCUCUUAACUCCCCCCCCCCCUUGCAGCAACCAGGACCCCCCCCUAUCCCCCACCACUACCCCCCACCACUACCCCCCCCCACUACCACCCCCCUACCCCGUGCAGUGAAACGAUCGUUUUGGAGAACAUCUCUUUUCUUUGUAAUCGUCGUUUUUAUAAAGAAGACUCAACUUGCACAUGUGCAUACUCACAUUUCCAGUUUUCUAUAGGUCUCCCGAGAUAACACCUUUACUACAUUUGUCCGUCUUACAGCAAACUUUGGACGUGUACAGCAAUGUAAAUUGAACUUGAUUUAAUAAACGUAUUUUGUUCUAUGAA
Messenger RNA from Lethenteron reissneri (Far Eastern brook lamprey), 4570 nucleotides. RefSeq names its product homeobox protein Meis1. Gene Ontology annotation, molecular function: DNA binding. NCBI's taxonomy places the organism in Eukaryota, Metazoa, Chordata, Hyperoartia, Petromyzontiformes, Petromyzontidae. The record is from RefSeq and is a predicted model, not a curated record. Gene Ontology annotation, biological process: regulation of DNA-templated transcription.